UUAUACACCGACUCUAGACUUCCGGUUAUGACUCGGCUUUGGCGCAAAACAUUCAGUCUGGUCAUUUAUCAUAAAUUUCGUGUGAUUAUAUAAAAAUACAAGAAUGCCCCGGUCUAAAAAAGGAACGUUCGUGAAAGCUUCGUUCCUCCGGAGACUUGAGGGUCUAAGGAGAGCAAGAGAAGCCCGUGCGUUAAAAGGUAAACAGGAUGUUGAAAAUGAUGGCCUAUGCUUGGAGAAUGAUUCUUCCCCUGUUCUACGAAGUGUUGAGUGUCAAAGUGCAGAAAGUUCAUGGCGUGUUGGAAGACGAAUUGUUGAACUUGGCACUCUUGUAGAUAAUCUGAAAAGAGGUUGCGCCAUGUGUGGGAAUGCACUUCAGCUUGUCAACACUAUAGGUGAAAGGAAAUUUGGACUAGGGCAGGUUCUUCAGAUAAAAUGCACACAUUCCACCUGUGCCCAUGUUAAUGACAUACCCACGGGCAGUAAGCAUAGGGUUAAAGCAGAUAUGAAGCAAUAUGCUUGGGAUGUCAACACAAAACUUGCUGCAGGUAUGCUAAAUGGUGGUUAUGGAAUAACUCAUGUAAAUGCAUUACUGGCUGCACUGAAUAUCCCAGGGAUCACAAACAGGAGUCUAAAAAGCAGAGAAAGAGAGGUUGGGGAACACCUAGAGGAAAUGGCAGGGCAGAGUUGUAAUAAAGUUCUUCAAGAAGAAAUGAAACUGAGUGAUGGAGACAUCACUGUGUCUUUUGAUGGUGCCUGGCAGAAGAGAGGUACUGGUAGAGGAUACAAUAGUCUUACUGGUCAUGCAUCUCUAGUAGGAGAAAAAACUAAAAAGAUAGUAAGUUUCUCUUCGAAGAGUAAAAAAUGCAGAAUCUGCUCAGCUGCAUCAGGUAAAGGAGUUCCACCCAGAAAACACAACUGCCGAAGGAAUUGGCAUGGAUCGGCAAAGGCAAUGGAGCCAGCCAUGGCCUGUGAAAUGCUGAGUGCAAUCCAAGAUGAAGGGUGCAAGAUACGAACUUUAGUCAUGGACAAUGACUCAACAACUAUUGCCCAUGUAAAAGCCACUGUGGACCCAACCAUCAACAAAAGAGCUGACAAAAACCACACAAAAAAAGGUUUCACAGGAGCUUUGAUUGAGCUUGCCAAUACUCACAAAGUUUUGAAAAAUCAAAAACUUAGAGGUCACAUUGAAAGAUGUUUUACAUAUUGUGUACAGCAAAACAGGGGCAAGGCUAAAGAGCUUGAAAUUGAACUUGGCAAAAUUGUUCCACAUUUAUAUGGUGAACACGAAUACUGUGGAACUUGGUGCCAGAGUAAAAAGACUGACUAUAAACCACGAAAUUUGCCGUAUGGAAAGCCUCUCUCCUGCACCUUACUUCGAGAAGCUUUAGAAGGUCUAUUCAAAAAGUAUUGCUGUAAGGCAGAAGAGCUAGCCAUGAUGGGGUCCACCCAAGUCAAUGAGAAUUUCAACCAUAUGGUCUCCACUAAAGCCCCCAAAAGAUUAAAAUGGCAUUGUCACCAGGCAAUUUCACAAUGAAACAUACCAUUAGACUUGCCAACAAGCUCAAACGGAAGCGUCUGAUGCAGAGUUUACCCACCACAAAGAAACGUCGAUUGGAAUUAAAAGCUGCCAGGUUGUCUAAAGAAGCAGCGAGGAAUGUACU
Messenger RNA from Saccostrea echinata, 1661 nucleotides. RefSeq lists its product as uncharacterized. The record is from RefSeq and is a predicted model, not a curated record. The transcript has 10 exons. Lineage: Eukaryota; Metazoa; Mollusca; Bivalvia; Ostreida; Ostreidae. The coding region runs from base 104 to 1534 and encodes 476 amino acids.